CCGACAACAGGUGCACAUUCCUGGGCGCCUCGUCACUUCCCCUGGCCUGGCGGCCUCGGCCGCUCUUCGGACAAACCCACUGAGCGAAAUCGGCAGGGCCAUGGCCUUAGGGGCGCUGCUUCUGAUUCUGGGGAUACUCGGGACGCCCCUCGCCCCAGGAGCCCGCGGGUCGGAAGCCGAAGGCCAACUGCUUAAGAAACUUUUCUCGGAUUAUGAUAGCUCAGUAAGGCCGGCGCAGGAGGUGGGAGACCGCGUCGGGGUCAGCAUCGGCCUCACCCUGGCGCAACUCAUCAGCCUGGUGAGAGAGAACGAGAAGGAUGAAGAAAUGAGCACAAAGGUGUACUUAGACCUGGAGUGGACCGACUACAGGUUAAGCUGGGACCCCGCAGAACACGAUGGCAUCGAGUCUCUCCGUGUCACUGCUGAAUCUGUUUGGCUCCCGGACGUGGUGCUGCUGAACAACAAUGAUGGAAACUUUGACGUUGCCCUGGACAUUAAUGUCGUGGUGUCCUUUGAGGGCUCUGUGCGCUGGCAACCCCCUGGCCUGUAUCGCAGCAGCUGCAGCAUCCAGGUCACCUACUUCCCCUUUGACUGGCAGAAUUGCACCAUGGUGUUUAGUUCCUACAGCUAUGACAGCUCUGAGGUCAGCCUGAAGACAGGCCCAGAUCCUGAUGGACAGGAGAGGCAGGAAAUCUACAUCCAUGAAGGGACCUUCAUCGAGAAUGGUCAAUGGGAGAUUAUCCACAAACCCUCUAGGUUAAUCCACCUUCCAGGGGAUCGAAGAGGAGGGAAGGAAGGACAUCGUGAGGAAGUUAUCUUCUAUCUCAUUAUUCGGAGGAAGCCUCUCUUCUACCUGGUCAAUGUCAUUGCCCCGUGCAUCCUCAUCACCCUCCUGGCCAUCUUUGUUUUCUACCUUCCACCAGAUGCAGGAGAGAAGAUGGGGCUCUCCAUCUUUGCCCUGCUGACCCUCACUGUGUUCUUGCUGCUGCUGGCCGACAAAGUGCCUGAGACCUCCCUGGCGGUCCCCAUCAUCAUCAAGUAUCUCAUGUUUACCAUGAUCCUUGUCACCUUCUCAGUUAUCCUUAGCGUUGUGGUCCUCAACUUGCACCAUCGCUCACCCCACACCCACCAAAUGCCCUUUUGGGUCCGCCAGAUCUUCAUUCACAAGCUCCCUCCAUACCUGGGUCUGAAGAGGCCCAAACCCGAGAGAGACCAACUACCCGAACCACAUCACUCCUUCUCCCCAAGGAGUGGCUGGGGCCGAGGAACUGAUGAAUAUUUCAUACGGAAGCCUCCAUGUGAUUUUCUUUUCCCUAAACUUAACAGGUUUCAGCCUGAAUCACCUGCUCCGGACCUGAGACGAUUUAUCGAUGGUCCACCCCGGGCUGUAGGUCUGCCUCAGGAGCUACGCGAGGUCAUUUCUUCCAUCAGCUACAUGGCCCGACAACUUCAGGAACAGGAGGACCACGAUGCACUGAAGGAGGACUGGCAGUUUGUCGCCAUGGUUGUGGACCGUCUUUUUCUGUGGACAUUCAUCGUUUUCACAAGCGUCGGGACGCUAGUCAUUUUCCUAGAUGCCACGUACCAUUUGCCCCCUCCUGAACCUUUUCCUUGAGGACCCUCCGGUCAUUUUUGCCAAGUGCUGCAGAAAGCUGUCGACAUGCUGUUGCCUGCAACUUGCCGGAGCUUAUCAGUGGCUGCCCACUCUGGUCAGGGUACUCACACCAGACAAGCUUUCAUCUACCUGAUCAGCCUUACUCACGCUCCCAGCUAUUCCUCCAUAAGGAUGGAUACCCAGCAGGCAAGAUGAAGCCAAGGAGACAGGAGUGGAGGAAGGAGCUCUUAUGUCCACGAUAAUCUCUGCCCUAGUGUACCUUCAAACCAGAAAAGAGUUGGACCUGGUUUAAGCAAAGGUUAUUCUGGGACAUAGAAAUCUUGAACCUGGGGUUGGGGAUUUAGCUCAGUGGUAGAGCGCUUGCCUAGCAAGCGCAAGGCCCUGGGUUUGAUCCCCAGCUCCGAAAAAAAGGGGAAAAAAAAAAAAGAAAUCUUGAACCUAACACUUACACCUAGCACUUAAGGAUGUGUCUAAAAGUGUGUGUUUCGGGGAGACACUGCAUUUUUUAAGAAGGGGCCUUGUGAGAAAGGGGCUAUCCUGGAACUCUAUGUAACUAAAGAUGACCCUGAACUCCUGAUCCUCUUGCCUUUACCUCUCAUGUAGAGGUAUGUGCCAUCAUGUUGGGCUGAGAACCAGAUCUGCAUUCUACCCAAGCUACGUCUCCAGCUCCUGAGUCUCUACCUAGGGUCAGCUGGAGUCGAGGGAUGUAAGUGCAGUGAAGCCCCUGGAGGCAACAGGCUACAGCUCAGGGUCCCUGCUGAGCAAAGAAAACAAAUGCCUGCCCCACCCACCAGCCACACAAAUGAUCGCAACUGGCAUCGCUGUGAGCAGAGUUCAUUUGUCUUGUUGAUUUAUUGGCCUAGAGAAUUGAAAACACACAAAUCUGGAGAUAAAUAUUGGUCAGAUUCUCUAAAUCUGGGUCCUCACUACGUAUAGAGCUAGAGUCUGUAAAAUUCUAAAUCUUGCGUGCUGUGGCACAGAACCAGUAGCUUCCCACUUUUUCCCUUCUCCCCAGGUCACAUGGGGAAAGAGGGCACAAACUGACAAGACUUGAUCACCUCCAAAUGACAAAAUUGCAAAAUCCCAAACUCCCAGCACC
Rattus norvegicus (Norway rat) is the source of this 2714-nucleotide messenger RNA. NCBI's taxonomy places the organism in Eukaryota, Metazoa, Chordata, Mammalia, Rodentia, Muridae. The record is from RefSeq and is a predicted model, not a curated record.